UCACACAUAACAGACGAACGAGUGUGCAAAAAAGCAAUAAUUAAAAUUAUAUUGCCUGUCGUUCUGUGCUAACAUACUGCAAUAUUUUGUGUAUAUUUACUAUGCUAGUAGAGUAGUGUUUGUGUAGCAAUACUUACACCUGUUCAACAGAGCUAAACAGUGCGCGUGAUAGUGAUAUAUCGAUUUGUGAAUCAUUUAUUAAACGGACGAUAAAAAGUAACAAUUGAAGAAGAGUAGAUACCCUAGUGUAUGUACCAGUUAUGCUGCAAACAACCUUGUCGAUAUCUGUGCUCGUCACCAUCUAAUCAAAGAAUGGAAAAAGAUCGGAUACUUCAUUGAUUUCAGUGCUUAUAACUUUUGGGACUACACAAUCUUCGCCUGCAAUUCAAAGAGUAUACACGAAAAACGAUUUCCUUUCGCGCGUCGAUAAGUGUCUCGUCUACAAAGUGUGUAAUCUAUUUAUUCUUGAACUCUUAUCAAGAUUACAGCAGCGCGAUAAAAUUAUCAUACUCUGCCAACAAAGGCAGCAUAUUCUAUUAUAUUACCUUAGGUAAAACUGAAAAGUGUGGCGCGGCAAGUGCGCAAAAAAUAGUUAGAAAAUGUUUUCUAAAAUAUUCACUACGGUGAAGUACACACUUGUGUCAGUGUGUUUUCUGUUUGUGAUAACUGGGAUCAUUAUACUGGCGGUGGGUAGUUCGGUGCAGUCUGCGUACAAUGCCUACCACCCGUUCCUGUCUGAGAGGUUCUUCUCUCUCCCGGGAUUCUGCAUCGCGACCGGGAUCAUCAUCUUCAUCAUCGCCAGCCUCGGGUUCUACGGCGCCUAUAAAGAGAACUACUACUUGAGCAUGACGUUCGCCGGGCUCAUGAUCGUGAUGCUGAUCUUCCAACUCUCAGCCUGCAUCGCGGGGUACGUGCUGCGAGGCAACACCAUAGCCAUCGUGGAGAAGCAGCUUCUGUCCACCACGACCCUGUACGGAAAAGGUCCCGACAAGAGUUUCGAGAUCACAGCGCUGUGGGACGAAGUGCAGAGAGACUUCUCCUGCUGCGGAGUGAACAACGCGAGCGACUGGUACGGCAAGCUGGACCCUGACGGCAUCCCGGUCAGCUGCUGCACGCUGGGGGUGGGCGCCAUCAGCACGUUCAACUGCACGGCCGUGGAGGCCUACAAGACCGGCUGCGGCCCGGCGUUUGGAUCCUGGGUGUCGGCUCAUGCCGGGAGCAUUGGCGCUGCUGGCGUGUUCUUGGUCAUUUUACAGGCGCUUGCUGUGGCCGGGUCAAUGUGGCUGGCGAAAAUAUCCAGAUCCGAGAACUUGUACCCUUAACUAACGACUCUGUAGGUUAUAGUUAAGAAUAAAAUUACAUCUUUAACUCUAGAGAUAAUGGGACUUGUAGUGUACAAAAUAAUUGUGUUUCUUUAGGUAUUUUCCACUUCAGUUUUUGCUUUAGUACUUAUAUAAAUACUAUAAUUUUCAUAUCAUCGAUUUCCUCUGUAAAUAUGAACCAAAUAUUUUUAAUUAAUUAUUGUUGUUGUUAAAUAAAUCUAUACUUUACCU
Messenger RNA from Plutella xylostella (diamondback moth), 1553 nucleotides. RefSeq names its product CD63 antigen. NCBI's taxonomy places the organism in Eukaryota, Metazoa, Arthropoda, Insecta, Lepidoptera, Plutellidae. Gene Ontology annotation, cellular component: plasma membrane. The record is from RefSeq and is a predicted model, not a curated record.